AUGAUGGACGCUACCUUUUCUUUGGAUAGUUUGUUUUUUAAAGGACCGGAUGAAAAACACAAAUAUCUAGAAAAUGAAGCGCCAACAAACUGGUAUCUUGCAACUGUUCCAUCUGUUUUUGAAAUUCCACCAAGUCAAAAGCUACAAAUGGAAUUUGAUAAAAAUAACCAGCAAGAUGAAUAUGGUGAUGAAAGCGCCUGCUCAGCAUUCAGGAAAAGCUUAUUUAAACCAACUGAUUAUAUGUAUGCAAAUACAGACUGCAAAGAGAACACCAAUGCCAAGAAAGAAAUAGACACAUAUUGUAAUAUUUCUAACAACAAAAGGAUGAAAAUGGGAGACCUAUGGAAAAAUAAUAUGCAGAUCGCACAAUAUUCAGAUUUUAAUCUGCUUAGUGUAAAUGAUAUUUUUUCUGCUUCUGCAAAUGGAAAAGGAAUUGAAGUACAGUCAUUUCCUUGUAUUUCAAAGAGCUCUAGUGUGGAAGGAACAGCUAAAAAGGAAAUGAUGAUUUUGAGAGCUGUCACUGAAAUCCCUGUUCAGUUUAGAAAUAUUUUCAAAGAGUUCCCGUACUUUAAUUAUAUUCAGUCCAAGGCUCUGGAUGAUCUCCUUUAUACAGACAGAAAUUUUGUGAUCUGUGCUCCGACAGGUUCUGGAAAAACUGUGAUCUUUGAGCUUGCCAUUACUAGGUUAUUAAUCAAAGUGCCAAUGCCUUGGUUAAAUAUUAAAAUUGUCUACAUGGCUCCAAUAAAAGCUCUCUGCAGUCAGCGUUUUGAGGACUGGAAAGAAAAAUUUGAACCCAUUGGACUUGUCUGUAAGGAACUAACUGGAGAUACAGCAAUGGAUGACUUAUUUGAAAUACAAUAUGCUCACAUUAUUUUGACUACACCAGAAAAGUGGGACAGCAUGACUAGAAAGUGGAGAGAUAACUCUCUAGUUCAGCUCGUGAAAUUGUUUCUCAUUGAUGAGGUACAUGUUGUGAAAGAUGAAAGCCGUGGUGCUACUCUUGAAGUUGUGGUUAGCCGGAUGAAAACUGUUCAGUCUUCCCUUUCACGUAGCCUCGAGAACCAUGAUGUAGUAUACCCCAUGAGAUUUGUGGCAGUUUCUGCCACAAUCCCAAAUGCUGAAGAUAUUGCAGAAUGGCUUUCGGAUGGCAAGAACCCUGCUGUAUGCCUGAAAAUAGAUGAAAGACACCGACCCGUGAAGCUUCGCAAAAUAGUUCUUGGGUUUCCCUGCAGUAGCAACCAAACGGAAUUCAAAUUUGACUUAACACUAAACUACAAAGUAGCUAGUGUUAUUCAAACGUAUUCUGAACAAAAACCAGCUCUUGUGUUCUGUGCCACAAGGAAAGGAGUUCAGCAAGCGGCUUCUGUCCUAGCAAAAGAUGCUAAAUUUAUUAUGAAUACAGAACAGAAACAAAGAUUACAAAAAUCUGCAAAUUCAGUAAAAGAAGCCAGACUGAGGGAUCUUUUGGUCUGUGGAGUAGCUUAUCAUCAUGCUGGAAUGGAGAUGUGUGAUAGAAAAACAGUUGAAGCAGCUUUUAAUAUGGGAGACAUACCAGUGCUUUUUACUACUAGUACACUUGCGAUGGGUGUAAAUUUGCCAGCACACCUUGUAGUUAUAAAAUCAACCAUGCAUUAUGCUGGAGGAAUGUUUCAGGAGUACAGUGAAACUGAUAUUUUACAAAUGAUUGGAAGAGCAGGGAGACCUCAAUUUGAUACAACAGCAACAGCAGUUAUCAUGACCAGGAUAAAUACAAGAGACAAGUAUAUUCAGAUGUUAAAUGGGGCCGAUACAAUAGAAAGCAGUUUACACACACAUCUUAUUGAACACUUAAAUGCUGAAAUAGUGCUCUACACCAUCACUGAUGUGAACGUCGCUUUAGAAUGGAUACGAUCAACAUUCCUCUACAUCAGAGCUUUGAAGAAUCCAGCUCAUUAUGGUUUUUCGGUUGGAUUGGACAGAGCUGGAAUUGAAGCAAAAUUACAAGAAUUAUGUUUGAAGAAUUUGAAUGAUUUAUCAUCAUUUGAUCUAAUCAAGAUGGACGAAGAACUUAAUUUUAAACCAACAGAAACUGGGAGACUAAUGGCUUGGUAUUAUAUUGCAUUUGAUACCUUGAAAAAGUGUUUCAUGCCUAAGGGAACAGAGACUUUAUCUGAUCUGAUCACGUUGGUAUCCAGUUGUAAUGAAUUUUCAGACAUCAAGUUAAGAACAAAUGAGAAAAAAAUACUGAAUACUUUGAAUAAAGACAAGAAUAAGAUAAGCAUAAGAUAUCCAAUGGAUGGAAAAAUAAAGACAACAGAAAUGAAAGUGAACUGUCUUAUUCAGGCACAGCUAGGAUGCCUUCCCAUACAAGAUUUCACAUUGACACAAGAUAUAGGCAAGAUUUUCAGAAAUGGCAUAAGAGUUACAAAAUGGUUGUCUGAAUUUCUGGCCUCCCAUCAAAACAACUUCCUUAUAUUAUUGAAUUCUUUGAUUUUAGCGAAGUGCUUCAGAUGUAAACUGUGGGAAAACUCACUGUAUGUAUCUAAGCAACUCGAAAAAAUUGGUGUGACAUUGUCAAAUGCAAUGGUGAAUGCAGGCCUGACGUCUUUUAAAAAAAUAGAAGAUACAAAUGCAAGGGAACUUGAAUUGAUUUUGAAUAGACAUCCUCCUUUUGGAAAUCAAAUUAAAGAAUCCAUAGCUCAUCUUCCAAAAUAUGAACUUAAUGUAGAACAGUUGCCAAAAUACAGUGAAACAAUAGCUGAAAUCUUAGUGUCAGUCAUAUUAACCAACUUUGAGCAGCUGCAGAUCAAAAGAACUGCUCCCGAUUAUCAUUAUGUAACUUUAGUAAUAGGAAAUGAUGAUAAUCAAGUUGUUUUUAAGCAAAAGAUUACGGAUUCUGCUAUGCAAAAAAUUGGAAAUUGGACUAAAAAGGUUGAAAUAAGAAGAGCUGUUAAAUCUGAGGAGCUUACCAUUAAUCUAAUCAGUUCUGAAUAUGUUGGGCUAGAUAUUCAGCAAAAAUUUAAAGCUGUUUACAUAGGACCAAAGAGGUAUGGAAAUAAAAUGAUCAGCAUACAUGAAAACAUAGAAGAUGAAUGUUCAUCUGAUAGCUUACCAGAAACCAGGAUUACUAAAGGAACUACUAACCAAGAGAAUCUCAACAUAAAACAUGGGAACAGAAAAUGCAACCAUCACUGUAAAAAUAAAGAAAUAUGUGGACAUGACUGCUGUCAAAUUGGAGUCUCAAAGAAAUCUAACUUGAGGAAAGAGGCAAAAUUUUCUUCCUAUCUUGCCGAUUUGAGGAAUCGGGAUGCUGUGUCUGCUGUUCCCCCAGUCAAGCGAUUAAAGAUGAAUCCAUCAAAUAAAUCUCAGAAUUUACAGCUUCAACAAUUUAGUUAUACUAAAUCUUUACUUCCAAGAUUGUCAAGGUCAGAAUAUGCACCGCGUUCAGAGUUUACUUUAUUAGAUGAGGGGAAUGAACCUGAUGUUCCUGGAAGAGUUCAGGUGCAACCUGAAGGUUUCAAAGAUACUGGUUUCUUUGUCAGCAAGCAACCUGCAACUUUCAAUGAAAAGAGACAUCGGACAAUAAUUUCAAACAAAAAUCUAAAAGAGUCUUUAAUGAAUAACUUGACUGAUGCAGAUAAAAGCUACACUUUGUUUUCAGAACCUUUGAAUGUGAACUUUGAAUUAGGAGAUGAGGUUUGGUAUGGUAGAAGUUUAGUAAAUGCUGAUAUGGACAAUUCAGAACGUCAUCUGGGAUCUAUAAACACUUGCCUUCAGAGUUCAGGAAGAAUUGAAUCUCUUUUCCAUGGUAAGCAGAGGGAAUAUCCAGGUGCACAGUUAAAGAGUUUUUCCAUGCUGAAAGAGAAACCUAAUAUCUUCCUACAAAAUUCUGACUUUUCGUCAUUGAGUCCACCAUCACCAUAUGUGAAAUCACCUACAGAACAUAAAAAUAAACAAAAAUUUGGCUUUCAAGAAGGAAACAGUCCUCCGCAACAGUUGACUACAACUUCAGAAGCGGUCUCAGGAUCUUACAGAUUUGCUGGAAAGGGGGACUUUUUUAUCUGUAACAAAGGAAUGGCAAAAGAGACUGAUCUCAGUUGGGUUUUGCAGUUAGUUCAGCAAGGUUAUGCUUUGGAAUUUAAACACAGGCCUAAAAUAGGCCCCCCUCCUCAAAAAUUGGGCUCACCACCAUCCCCUGCUUUGCAGGAUGCUUUGAGUGAUUCAGUCAAAAAAGGGGCAGUUCAGGUUGUCAAGUUUUCUCAACAGUUAGAUGGGUUUUAUUCUCUUUUGUUUGUGGUUACCAAGAAAGAUGGGGGGUUAAGACCUAUUCUUGAUUUAAGACGUUUACACAAGGGUUUGCAGUACAAGAAGUUUAACAUGCUUACCAUUCAGAAUGUUCUACAGUUAUUAAAAGUUGGUUGGUGGUACAUUGUGGUUGAUCUUAAAGAUGCUUAUUUUCACAUUUCCGUUCAUGAGGAUCACCGGAAAUAUCUGAGGUGCUACUUCGAGAGGGCAAAGAAAAGAACUGAGGGAAGGGGGCACCGCCUCGCUACUCCACGUCAUCGGAGCAGGAAACGGAGCGCAUGUGCGGUGGAGUCGGUGCCCCCUAUCUAUCUAUAUGAAGCUAAAGAAAUCCUUUCCGUGGUAGGCCUGCACAAGCGCAGUCCCCAAUGUGUGCCUGCACAGAAGACAUCUUGA
Messenger RNA from Euleptes europaea (tarantolino), 4677 nucleotides. RefSeq names its product helicase for meiosis 1 (gene HFM1). The record is from RefSeq and is a predicted model, not a curated record. Bases 1 to 4677 code for a protein of 1558 amino acids. Gene Ontology annotation, molecular function: nucleic acid binding; ATP binding. The transcript has 39 exons. Lineage: Eukaryota; Metazoa; Chordata; Lepidosauria; Squamata; Sphaerodactylidae.